Molecule: messenger RNA, 510 nt
Organism: Procambarus clarkii (red swamp crayfish)
Lineage: Eukaryota; Metazoa; Arthropoda; Malacostraca; Decapoda; Cambaridae
Source: RefSeq, a predicted model, not a curated record
GCAAGCAUGAGACCGUCACGAAUUCUGGUGCUGGUGCUUGUCCUGGGACUGGCCUCCGCCGGUUAUGGAGGAAGACUUGGAGGUGGAGGCGGGAUUGGCGGAGGAGGAGGACACGGAGGUUCUUCAGGAGGGUCAGGCGGUUACGGCGGAGGAGGUGGCACAUCCGGAGGAUUCAUCUCUGGAGGCUCAGGAGGAGGACACUCCGGUGGAUUCAUCUCCGGAGGUUCAGGAGGUGGCUUUUCUGGUGGUUCUGGAGGCGGUUAUUCCGGAGGUGGUGCAUCUGGUGGCUUCUCCGGAGGUAAAGGAGGUGGCUUCAUAGGGGGCUCAGGUGGCUUCUCUGGAGGUUCAGGAGGCGGAUAUUCCGGAGGUGGUGCAUCUGGUGGCUUCUCCGGAGGUAAAGGAGGUGGCUUCAUAGGGGGCUCAGGUGGCUUGUCUGGAGGUUCAGGAGGCGGAUAUUCCGGAGGUGGUUCGUCAGGUGGCUCCUUGGAGGUAAAGGAGGUGGCUUCAUAG